CUUAAACUCCCACACACGCAACAGACAUUAAUCAAAUUUUUGAGAUUACAUAAAGGAAUUUUUUAAAACUCAUCUGCAACUUUCUUCCACGAUCAGCAUAACACAAUAAUCCUGCAGUUUCUUUAUUUAUCUCUAUGUACCGAUAUCCUGAAGUUGAUGAAGAUAGAGCUGUACCACUAUUAAAAUAACACCUUUAUAGAUGAUUUCACAUAUUUCCUACAGCAGAUUUAUCUCGAGUGGAUAUUGUAUUCGAUAUUUUUAUGAAAUAUUUCCAUUGGCAAAAUAUUUAUAACAAUUGGAUGUAACAAUUUCUUAAUGUACAGUAAAUAUUUGCAAAAACUCAAAAAUUAUUACAACCCAUUUCUUUGAUUUUUUUCAGACAGAGAAUAUGGCAUCUUAUUAUAGUUCCUAUGAGAAGGAUGAAGGCCGAUAUCCUUGUGUCAAGAGAGUGUAUGUAGGAAAAGAACAUGUAGAUUUCUCGUACCAAUUUGUCAAGGACAGCAGGAGCAGAUAUAACAUUUCAUCAGGCCAAGAUCAGGAGUACAUCAAAAAGGACAGUUCUAGCAAACAAAUUGUAAAAGAUAUAUCUAAGAAGUUAAUUGGGGAUCCUAAAAAAUAUAUAAAUUAUUAUCACUUGCACGGCGCAUGUUUGAUGCAAUCUGGUGGUUUCAAAAUCUCAAUAUCCUCCUGGCAGGAACAACCACGUGUACCAUCAUCAGAUGAACCAGACGAUGAUAGCAGCGUUUUUUAUAAUUAUAUUGAUCUCGAGUUUGAUAAAGCCGUAUAUCCGAUCAGAGUUUCUAUAUAUGAAAUGUAUCGUCCUGGGUAUAUCACUCAAAUUUGGGCUCACAAUUCUCAAGAAAAUCGGUGGUUUCCAUUAUGGACUG
Messenger RNA from Vollenhovia emeryi, 887 nucleotides. RefSeq lists its product as uncharacterized. The annotation marks the transcript as partial. Lineage: Eukaryota; Metazoa; Arthropoda; Insecta; Hymenoptera; Formicidae. The transcript is spliced from 3 exons. The record is from RefSeq and is a predicted model, not a curated record.